GCCUACACGCAGCCCCCGCUGUGGAAGGAGGACCGAGUAACGCCAAGGAGUUUUGCGUUCACUUACAAUGUAACAUACUAAACAUUUUUGUAAACGUGGAUAACCUGUCUACCAAAUCCCAAUUGGACUAUUUCAAUUUACUGACGUGCUUGUUAACUUUUUUGUUUUGGACAAGGUGAAUCAAGUCAAAUCAUCAUGGUUUUCGGAAAGUGCAGAAUACGCACGGCCGUUUUGGCACUGCUACUUUGCGCACAGGCCGGUUUUGGCUUCUCAGUCGCCGGGCAGCAGGAAAGCACCUGCGAGGCAAACGGCAGCAUUUACUUCGUGGGGGAAUGGUAUUUUCUGGACUCUGAUCACUGCACACAGUGCGAAUGCACCGCCGAGGGCUCCGCAUGCUCCCGCACUGAGUGCACCUCUCUCCCGGCUGCGUGCAUCCAUGUCAGCCACUACCCCACCGACUGCUGCCCCAGAUGCGAGAAGAUCGGGUGUGAGUACCGCGGAGUGGUGUACGAACUGGAGCAGAACUUCCAGCCAUCAGAAUGUGAGCAGUGCACUUGUGACAGUGAUGGCAUCGCCCGCUGUCUAGUUGCAGAUUGUGCCCCUCCACCAUGCGUCAACCCUGUCUACCAGCCUGGGAAAUGCUGUCCUGAAUGCAAGGAGGGUCCUAACUGCUACACUGACGCGUCACGCAGCCAGGUGAUUCCUGCAGGAGAGCCCAUCUGGGUCGACUCCUGCACCAAGUGUCGCUGUCACGAUGGCCAGGAUGCUGGCUACUGGGAGGGAAACCGUCUUGCCACCUGUUCCCGCCUUAGAAACUGUACUCCUGAACAACCAUCCACCCAGAAAAACUGACCAAUUAUCUAUACACCUUCCAUCUCUAAGAACACACUGAAUCAUCCUGUGCAGUGAAAACAGCAGUAUAAUAGCCAGACAUAAAGCAGAACUGUACAAGAACCAAAAGUAAAAAAAAAUUCAAAUUUCAAAAACCACCAGAACAGAUAAGCUGCCAUUCCACAAGGGAUUUUCAUCCAAGAUUUCUGCAAUAGUGAUGAGACCCACUGAAUUUGUCACUUUGGUGCACAAGCCUGGCCCAUUAUCACAAGCUCUGAGUCAAUAUGUAGUUGUAAGACCUUUUAUUAUUUUAGUUAUAUUGUGCUUCUAUGGUGCAUAUUCCUAUAUAGUUGUGUUUAAUCAAAUUACCACAAAUUAACUGAGAUAUAGACACCUUGUGGGCAGGUAUUAUUACACCAACAUGGCAGUACUGGUCGGUACCUACACAAUGCAUAGAGGGUGGAUGGUGCCGGAUCAAUAGGAGGUUAAUUCAGCCAUAUGUUAAGAAGAACAAAUUCAGACAGAACAGAAGACUUCAUUCCGCCAGAGAAGGAAAAUUGUACUCCUUGAAAACAAAUGAAAAUAUGAAGGAAAACUGGAUUAAAACUCUCUUUUUGAUAAAGUGGACUGCAUAGAUGUAAAAAUAAGAUGUUUGAUUCACAGGGCCUUAAAUCCCCUCAACCCUAAUGUGAAAAACUAGAAAUAACAAACUUGCCUCUUGAAAGGUGAGCGCACUCCAGAUAUUUACCCUUUUAUCUGCCUUUUUUGUGUUGACUAGAUUAUGUUGUAAGAGAGAGAGAGAGAGAGAGAGACUGGUAAGCUUUUAUAGAAGCUACCCAGGAGGUAUUUUUAAUUUCCAGACAGCUGCUUUGGGAAACAACUAGCAACAUAAAAAAGCCAAUGAGAUUAUUGGAUGAUGAGAAAUUGUAAUUGACCUGUCACGGGUUGAUGCAUCACCCAAAUGUAUGCAUAGCUGUGAUGCAAUUUAGGCUAGGAAAUGGCUUAGCAAAGCAAUUAACAAUUUGUAACUGUUCUAUAAAUUCUGCAGUUCAAUUUCCCUGCUAAUUGAAAUAUAAACGUAUGAGACUAUACUAAUAUAUGACUGUACAGUAGGAGCAGACCGGGCGAUAUUUGAAAACAAGGUUUCAUUUAAUGGAACGACAUUUGUGCGUGUACACUGUAGAGCAGGACAAACGAUGUGUAAUUUACUGCUUUAUUAAUUGUUCACAACACAGAACAUGUAGCAUUUGAUAGAGGCAACUGUUUCCACUGUUUACCUUCAUGUACCUUCUUCAGAGUAAGCUUCAGUGCAUGAUGAGAUCGAGACAGUGUAUUGUCAUUUUAUAUAGGUAUAUAUGCAGCAGAUCUUCCUACUGUCAUUCGCUACUACUUUAAUCAAGAGGGACCUUUGAAUGAAAACCAAAAGUAAUUUUGUCUUUUUAUAUGUUUUUGUGUAGUUCUGGAGCCUUUAAUGACAUUUACUUUACUGCACGACUCCCAAGCUGCUGCUGCAUGAAGUACAUAAUUCUCCCAGAAAAGCUUCUUUAUGCAAGGGCUGGGAUUAAGGUUAAAGGGUUACACCUGAAUUUUAUUUUUAUCACAGACUUUAUGAAUGACUACGCUCUCACUGUAGUUACAACAUUUUCUUGAGGGGAGCAGUAUUCAAAUUAAACGGUGUAAGAGUGAGACUAAAUUCUUGAAUAAUCGAAAGAAACAAAGAUUAAGUAAUAGUUUGACUUUUGCUGAAAAUACGCUUAAAAGCUUUCUUGCCAAGAGUUAGAUGAGAAGAUUAAUACCCUUCUCAAGUCUGUUUGGUAAAUAUGAAGCAAGAGCCAGCAGUCUAUCUGUCCAAAGAUAACUAAAUCCAACAAGCAUCUUUGAAGGUCAAUAAUAAACUCUUUAUAUCUUGUUUGUUUAAUUUGUACAAAAUCCUGUACAUGUUGGUUUAUAUAGGGAUUAAACAAACAAGAUGUAAGGUGAAGUGAGAUUGGUAUGUGCUGACUUUUAUUACCUAUGGAUAGAGGCUGGCUGUUCCCCCAUUACCAGUCUUUAUGCUAAGCUAAGUUAGCAUUACAUUUACUAUACAGACAUGAGAGUGGUGUCAAUUGUCUCAUGUAACACUCAGCGUAAAACAAAAACAAAAUGUCAAACUAUUUCUUUAAGUACUGGCUAAAAUAAAAGGGAACUGUUAUGAGUCACAUCUAAAAAAACAUCCUUGUAUCAAGCUGGUAAAAAACACCGGCUUUACGGAAAAUCUUGUAAAAUAUCUCAAAUUAAAACACAUUUUCAAAAAUCUCU
This is a messenger RNA of Micropterus salmoides (largemouth bass), 3129 nucleotides long. RefSeq lists its product as uncharacterized. Gene Ontology annotation, cellular component: AMPA glutamate receptor complex. Gene Ontology annotation, molecular function: protein binding. The record is from RefSeq and is a predicted model, not a curated record. NCBI's taxonomy places the organism in Eukaryota, Metazoa, Chordata, Actinopteri, Centrarchiformes, Centrarchidae. Gene Ontology annotation, biological process: negative regulation of BMP signaling pathway. The transcript has 3 exons. The coding region runs from base 196 to 852 and encodes 218 amino acids.